This is a messenger RNA of Cooperia oncophora, 489 nucleotides long. The record is from the annotation of a GenBank genome assembly. Lineage: Eukaryota; Metazoa; Nematoda; Chromadorea; Rhabditida; Trichostrongylidae.
AUGGUGACAAUGUCCUCGACGAUGUCGAACAUACCGACAUGUGAGCCGCACAUUUUCAACGAUAUUCAGACAGAUGCCAGGCUAUUUGGAGGAAUGCCAAUUGCUAUAUUCGGUAUCAUCACUAACAGCAUCAACAUCGUCGUAUUUCUCGAUCAGGAAAUGCGAUGCUCAUUGGUCAAUCACUUCUUGCUCGUUCUGUCGAUAUCCGAUCUACUGCUGUUACUCUGCAAUUUCUUUAUGCUGAUCUUCCCAGUAAUUGCCUCUAUGAGUAACUCGGUCACUCUACAUGACUCCUUUCCAUUGGUAUUGUGGUCAGUUACGUUUACUUGUAGGGGGACUGAUAGAAAACUAUUUGAAAUUCCAAUCUCAGGCUUACGCUCUUAUCCAAUUGGCCUCAGCACGCAGACUUGCGGUGUCUACUUGACAGUGUUGGUGUCCGUGCACCGGUUAGUUACGGUUUUGUUCGAAAGAACAUAUACCGCUGGCUGA